GAAGUCCCAAAGAGCUUCCGGGGCUUUAAGGAGGAAGAAGACGACGGCGGUUUGAAAGAUGGCGGCGCACACGCAGAAGAACAACAAACCGGGCAAACCGGGAGGGAAGGAGGCUCAGCCGCUCAUCAUCGCCAAGACUCCGGCGGAGGAGCAGCGGCUGAAGCUGGAGCGGCUGAUGCGGAACCCGGACAAAGCGGCCCCGAUCCCGGACCGGCCGAAGGAGUGGAACCCGCGCGCUCCGCCGGAGUUCGUCCGGGACGUGAUGGGCUCGAGCGCCGGCGCGGGCAGCGGAGAGUUUCACGUUUACCGGCACCUCCGCCGCCGCGAGUACCAGCGGCAGGACUUCCUGGACAAGAUCUCCGAGAAGCUGAACCGGGACCAGGACUACCUGGACAAGGUGGAGCAGAACCGGCGCGAGGCGGAGGAGCGGACGGCCAAGCGGCGGAAGAAGCGCGAGAAGCUGAAGCAGAAAAAACUGAUGGCGAAGAAGAAGAAAGUGGAGGAGCAGCAGGAGGAGGAGAAGAAGAGCUCCGACAGCAGCGAGGAGGAGCAGGAGGAGGAGGAGGAGAAGGAGGACGACGCCGAGGCUCCCAGCUUCAUCAUGGGGAGGAAAUGACUCCUCCGCCUCCUGCAGGAGGACCGCGGGGACCUGCUGGAUCUCAGGGUCUGGACCCAGAGACGGACCGGAACCACCAGAGGCCCCACGAGACCAUAUCAUCAAAGUAUACUUAAAAUACUUAACGCUCUGAGACCCUUUAAGACCCACUGAGAUCCUUUAGGACCCGCUGAGAUCCUUUAGGAUGCUUUAAGACCCUCUGAGAUCCUUUAGGACGCUU
Molecule: messenger RNA, 836 nt
Organism: Plectropomus leopardus (leopard coralgrouper)
Lineage: Eukaryota; Metazoa; Chordata; Actinopteri; Perciformes; Serranidae
Source: RefSeq, a predicted model, not a curated record